AUGUGUCAAUUGAAAUUUCCCUUUGAGCAUUGUUGGAAUGAAUUAAGAUCCCAACCAAAAUGGAUGGAAGAUACAACAACGAAGAAGCAAAAAAGCACAAAAAAUGCAUCUCCGGCAACGUCUACCCCUUGUACACCAGAUUCAGUAAAUUUAGGGGACAAUGAUAACUAUGAUGUUGUGGAAAGACCAUCAGGAAGAAAGGCCGCAAAGAAAAACAAAGCCAAAGAUCUUGGAAAUAAUGUUACAGAGUCGCCUUUUGUGAAGCUCUUAGAAGAGAUAAAGGUAAAGAACGACAUAACAAAUAAGAAGAAAAUAGAGAUAUUUGAGAAAUCUUAUCUUCAAGAGGAACGAAGGAUUGAAAAUGAGGAAAUGAGAGAGGAACGAAGGCUUGCAUUGGAGGAAGGAAGAGAGGAAGAGAGAAUCAUGUCAAUGGAUACAAGCAUGAUGCCUCCAUUGCAAGCGCAAUAUAUUUGCCAACGUCAGAUGCAAAUCCUUGAAAAAAUGAAUUAA
Camellia sinensis is the source of this 510-nucleotide messenger RNA. NCBI's taxonomy places the organism in Eukaryota, Viridiplantae, Streptophyta, Magnoliopsida, Ericales, Theaceae. The record is from RefSeq and is a predicted model, not a curated record.